CAAAGACGAGAAUUCUAUUCUCGUGCACUGCUGCUAGUUCCACACCAUCUGCAUCAAGAGGAUUCUGCCAAAGGAUUCAAAUCAGAUCAGCAAGUAUUAAAUGAAGAUCAAUGGAAGAUCUGCAGGGAUACUGGCCCUUUUGAAGACAUCAUUGUUACAGAAAGACUUGAUAUACUUAGACAGCUUAAAGAAGUCAAUGGGAGUAUUUCAGAAGCUGAUGGAAUGAUUCCAGAAAUGUAUGACAGGAGAACAGAGAUCCAUUUGACUGAUGACCAUGUGGCUGAGAUUGUCCCCAGCUCCAACCCUGAAUCAAUAGACAGCUUCCUCUCAGAUGAACUUUUUUGAACCCUUUGACACAUUUGAUGAUACAAAGGAAGCCUUUGAGAAGGAAGAUUUAUCUGAAUAUGGAGAUGAAAAAGAGAAAGACAAACUUGAGGAUGUACUUUUGUCAGAUGGACUUAAGGACGCAUGCAGCAAUUUUCCCAAGCUGUCUACUCUCAUCCAUUGUCUACAGUCAAGAUCAGUGAAAGAUCCACUGGCUGAUGAAGAUGGCACAACAUAUUCUGAAGUUCUUAUUUUUAAAGAACAUUUCAAGAUGGAAGGAGAGGAGGCUAGUGUUCGACAGUCAACUGAGGAAAUAACCACCCACCUGGAAGCAUUUGAAAAAUGCACAUUUUCUGAUCAUAAAGCAGGGGAACUGGAAGAUGUGAUACUGCCUCCCUGCAAAAAGGGAGAGGAAGACAGAGUGAACGGCAUGCUUGACAUUCACUCUCAUGUGAAGGCAUGUGUUAGCAGUGAAGCUGAGGAACAGCGUGAAGACAAGCAUGAUGAUUGGCAUUUAGUUCCUGAUUCAUUUAUUUCUGCUGCUGGAGUUGAGGAACCUGAAAUUACAGGCAUUUCUUCCCCAAGUGGUGUAGACUUUCUCACUCUCAAUGAUCCAGCUGUUGAAAGUAAGGAUGGCAAGCUGGAGAGGAAAGCCCUGCUGGAAUCCCCCAUACUUCCAUGCAAGUCACCAGAGAUACAUGCCUGGAACCUUGCAAACCAACUCCAGGAACUCAAGCCGGCAUCACCUGGCAUCAACACAACUCAAGCAUUCCUGCGUCAGUUUGAAAAAGAAGCCAUCCUAACUAAGGUGUGGGAACAUGAAAAAUUCUUUGAUGAAGUCCUAGCCUUGCGACUCCCUGAACCUGUUGUAGCAGAGGAACAUUUCCCUGAUCAUACUUCUAUCCCAGACCUUGUGAGGAAGCUUCAGCUUGUGGAGGAGUCUGGCCUGGGCAGUGUGGAGCUGCAGCUGCGAUGGGAUCCGUGGUUGUCCUGCAGGGCUCUCAUGACCAGGGUGAUUCAGGUGGAACAGGCAGACUUCGGGGGUGGCACUAAAGCAACAUCAGUGCUUAAUGUGGAUGAAGUAUUUGUCAAGUCCACCCUAAAUGAAUUGUAUGUAGAUGUAGACAAUGAUGCUGACAUACAGACUGUGACUCUCCAAGAAGACACAGGAACAACACAUACCCAUCACAAAGAGGGCAAAUCUAACAUAGACAAGAUGGAGGCACCAUUAAACACCAGAGCAGAUGGAAUAAGUCUCAGCAAAGGCAACACACCAACAAUAAUUGACAAGAUUUCAAGAUCAGCAAUAACAAAUGAUGGCAGUUUCACUGAGUUUAGUCCACUUGAUGAAUUUUUGAUGAUGAGAACUUCAACAAUUACAAAACACUUUGACAACAUGCAGACUAACAAAGCUUCAGUCUCCAAACAGUCAGGUGAACUCGACAAGGAAAUAAGACAGAGGGUUGAAACAGUGCCUCAAAUGGCUCUUUGCAAAACAGUUGAUGUUCAGUUGUCAGGACCACACAUGCAGGUGUUUCAUGCUUUACAUUCCUUUGCUCGCCCAUAUAUGGAUGUGUUGAAGCAGGCAGGCGAGAUUCCCCACCAUGCCUCCUUGUUCAGUCUCAAGCUAGAAUUGACUCGCUUCCUGGUGAAGGAGAAGGAGAAGGAACAGCAAGAUAGACAAACAGACAGUGGUGAUGUGUACAAGUCUGCUGUGGUUGUCUAUGCUGUAGUUGGAGCUGUAGACCUCCUGAUUCACUGCUGCCUUGAGUCUGCCAUAAGCCACCUCAGUGCUGUACAUGAGAAGUACCACCCAACUCUUGGAGGCUCUUUGGAGAGUAUCAGGAAGGAGUUAUUUCAGUUCAAGGUUUCAUUUGACCAAAACAAUGUACUUCAUCCCAAAGUGGGCAUUCUCUGUAAGAACAUUGAGGAGACUGUGAAGAGUUCCCCAGGAAAUGGUAAAGGAAACAAGGUGCUUGUUGUUACAAAGCGUAAUCUUCCCAGCCUCAUGUGUUACCUAGAGAAGGCGCUUUCUGUGUGUGCAGAUAUUUGCCCUUGCUUCACAAAGACAUUAGAGGAAGACACAUUCUUACAAGCGGAAAAUCAUAACUGUGUCAUCUUAAAUGAAUCUGUUUUAAACAAGCAUACCAAAUGGGACAUGUUUGGUCUUGUGAUUGAGUUCGAGACAGAAAGUAACUCAUCAGCAUGUAGGAAUUGUCAGGACAUUGGUGUCAGCUACCUUGGCUUAAAGGGGGAUAUGCAGGACAUGAAGACUGAAGAGACGCAGGAAGUACAUUCCUUGCAAAUGAAGAAAUCUGAUAUCAAAGUGACAGUGAUUGGCUCUGUGAACCUUACAAGUCAGAAGAAUUUACUUCAGCUUUUAGAAUCAAGACACAACAUUGCUGUCAUAGAGAGAGAAAACUCGGACAGUGACAGUAGACCCUGUGUGGAUGUGAUCGUGGAUGAGAGACACUGUGUUGUGCUAUACUCCCUGAUGGACUUCACUGAUGAGUGGCAGGUGGAGAAACUGUCCAGGAAGCUGGUAGUUCUCGGCCUACAGUUUACAUACUGCUGGGUCAUCUUCUACUCCACAGAUUCAAAAUCAAAAGGCUACCUGCUGCCAAAUGCUGUUGUUGCAAAUAUCUGUAAGCUUGAGGCAGCGCUGGCAAAUCUGAAUAGCAACACUGACAGGUUUCAAAUCAUAUACAAAGUACUGAUAGCCUACAACCUGAUACAGCUGGCAGCUGCAGUGAGAUUAUGCUGUGACAAGUGUGUUGAGAUGUCCACAGUGUGGACUAAACAACAGUGGACAAGGCCCUGGAUCUCAGGGGAUGCAUCAAGGGAAGAGAAGUUUCUUACCAGCCUGCAAUGUUUGAACUCUUUCAGUGCCCAGCUGUUGUUGUCCAGGACAAGCCUGGUCUCCCUCCUCUCAUGCACACUGCCUCAACUCAGGCAGAUAGCUCCUGAACUCCCAGAAAAAGUGCAUCUGAUGUUUUACAAAAUGAUCAACUGUGACACUGGAUUACACUUGAGAUCAGAUGACACAGUAAAACUGGAUUUGCAACUGAUAGCACAGCCAACCUCGGCCCCAUAUAGGCAAACUGACAAUAGCUGCCCUGAUUCCAUGGCACCUGACCAUCUCCAUCAGGGUUCAAGAAAUGGUUACCAAAGCUUGAAAGAGAUUCAGAUCCCAAGGUUCUCUGAGGAUUUCCUACCAAAGCAGCUGAAAUCCAAGGGUUGUUCCACACAAUCUGUACCCAUAUUUCAACAAAAUGGUAUCUCAGGGGACCCAGAUUUCAGUCUGGUAGAUGAAUACCCAACCCAGUCAUUUCUCAGCCAAGAUACAAAUGAGACCCCUGGAAAUUCACAGGGCUACACUAAACCAAAUGAAUAUGUUCUGGCCAAGAUUGAAGGUAUGACUGAAAAUGAAGCAAGGCAGUUUGAAGAAACUGUAACUCCUGAUUUUGAUCUAUUAGGAGAUGCGGACGUACAGAGAUUAACAGCUAGAUCUUCCAAAGAGCUUAAUGUUAUCAAUCAACCAAACCAGCCCGAUGUCUUCAGGCCAAUGAAGAUGCGGUCAUCGGCUGACAUGUAUGUAAAUGGAGACCAAGUUGUCCUGUCUGGCUGUACCAGAACAGUAGCAAACAAAAAGCCAAGUUUUAGUUCAGUCUUACGUGAGAAAAUGAAUUCAAAGAAUAGAUUCUUGCAGGAGUUCUGUCAGAGUAAUCCAUUUGAUGAAGUUUAUCAAAAUCAACAACGUCCAUCCACCACACUGAUCUCUGAGAGCCAUGAAAGUGAUUACUUUCCAGAAAAAUCCAUUAGGGAAAGCUAUCUCGGUCCGAGUUAUGUUGAUGAUUCUCCCCAGGAUAUACCUAAAAUACAUGGGUUACCAAGAACUGAUGCAGGAGUAAAUCACACCUAUGUUGAUCUUGGAAGGUCCAUGCUGCCAAGGUGUCAUGAACGCCGCCCUCCUCUACAUGCAUCUAAUGAUGGCCGAUGGCCUGACUUGACAAACAGGUCAUCAUCAAUGAAAAAAUCCCUCCUUGGCCGACCAGCUUUCAGUGAAAACUUUCAGAGUUCUCUGCUAAAGCCUCCUGUACAGAGAGUCAGCAUUGGACUAGCUCAGCCAUUGAGGAGAGAUACUCAACAGGAACAAGUACAGAGAGCAGCACAAGCUACUACAAGAUGGAUGAACUAUGACUCUCCUCCAAUGGACAUGGAACCAGAUUCUCCAUAUCAUGGGGCCACCACUCACAAGGAACAACCUUACACUUACAGACAUCAGAAGCAUCAACAGUCAUCCAGAAUGUUCCAAGCAGACAAAGAGCAAGGUGAAGAUGUCAACUGUCUCUUUGAAGACUUUCCAAACAAGAGAAAAAAGCUAACCUACAAACCCCUGCCUGGUCGAAGUCGGGGACAAACUGUGCUGGCAUUCAGAUGAUGUGUUGUAGGAACGGAAUGAUUAUUGAAAGUUUGGAAUUGUUCCUAAAUAGUUUUGGCCUUGCAAAUUACAUCUUAUGAAUACAAAAGAUGCAAGUGACUAAUGGUCUUGGUGUAUAUCCAACAUUCAAAACCAUAUUGGCAUAAUGUUCUUGUGUUUAUAUCAUUUAUGAGUGGCAGUUUUGUGGUCAAUCAGCUGGUGCAGACUGAACAUGGGACUUUACCAUGUGGUCAGUUAGAUGUUUCAGGUUUGACUUGAUAGUCUUUGUUGCAUUCUUGCAUACUGUGAGAAAUAAAGUGAUUCUCUACAAUCUAAAGCAGACCA
Messenger RNA from Haliotis rubra (blacklip abalone), 5089 nucleotides. Its product is annotated as protein shortage in chiasmata 1 ortholog-like. Bases 332 to 4765 code for a protein of 1477 amino acids. The record is from RefSeq and is a predicted model, not a curated record. Gene Ontology annotation, molecular function: ATP hydrolysis activity; single-stranded DNA binding. Gene Ontology annotation, biological process: resolution of meiotic recombination intermediates. The transcript is spliced from 28 exons. NCBI's taxonomy places the organism in Eukaryota, Metazoa, Mollusca, Gastropoda, Lepetellida, Haliotidae. Gene Ontology annotation, cellular component: condensed nuclear chromosome.